This is a messenger RNA of Tachyglossus aculeatus (Australian echidna), 2273 nucleotides long. RefSeq names its product potassium voltage-gated channel modifier subfamily G member 4 (gene KCNG4). The transcript is spliced from 3 exons. Bases 85 to 1740 code for a protein of 551 amino acids. NCBI's taxonomy places the organism in Eukaryota, Metazoa, Chordata, Mammalia, Monotremata, Tachyglossidae. The record is from RefSeq and is a predicted model, not a curated record. Gene Ontology annotation, molecular function: delayed rectifier potassium channel activity. Gene Ontology annotation, biological process: protein homooligomerization; potassium ion transmembrane transport. Gene Ontology annotation, cellular component: voltage-gated potassium channel complex; membrane.
UGAACACUGCUCAGAGAAAGCUGAUUUUCCUUCCCCUGCUCCCCUGCAGCAUAUACCUAAUGUACUCUUUUGGAGGAAAUGUGAAUGUGUUUGCCGUUUGUGCUCUGCCUUUGCAGAACUGCAGGACACCUGCGGGAAGUCUCCACAUCAGGAUGCUGGCCCCGAUGUAAAGGCUCCCUCGGAUGCCCCGGAGGGCAGCCCCCAGCGAUGCCUGGGCAACCCAUAGGCCGCGAGCAGGGAGAUGAGGGUGUUCACAGCUGCGACUCGGCCCGUUCCCUGAACCACUUUUUCCGGGGCUUCGGGGAGGAGCCGACCCUCAAAGGGCUCUACUACCAGAGGGCCAGGAAACUUUAUCCCGUAGACGAGGGCAGGGCGGCCGACCUGCGGGAGGGCAUUCUGGUGAACGUGGGAGGCAUCCGCUACCUGCUGCCCUGGACCACUCUGGAUGACUUCCCCCUGACCCGGCUCAGCAAGCUGAAGUUCUGCCAGUCCUACGAGGAGAUCAUCCAGCUCUGCGACGACUACGACGAGGACCGCCGCGAGUUCUUCUUCGACCGGAGUCCCGGGGCCUUCAGGAUGAUCGUCACCUUCCUGGCGGCCGGGAAGCUGGUCCUCUUCCGAGAGAUGUGCGCCCUGUCCUUCAAGGAGGAGCUGAGCUACUGGGGGAUCGAGGAGGCCAGCCUGGAGAGGUGCUGCUUCCGAAAACUCCUGCAGAAAGUCGAGGAGCGGGCCGAGGCCGCGAGGGAAGAGGAGCUGCAGAGGCAGAGGGACAGCUGCGCGGGUGGGCCCGGGGACCAGACCAGGUGGGGCCUCUGUAUGAAUCGCCUCCGGGACAUGGUGGACAAUCCCCAGUCUGGGCUGCCGGGGAAAGUGUUUGCUUGCCUCUCCAUCCUGUUCGUGGCCACCACCGCCGUCAGCCUUUGUGUCAGCACCAUGCCGGACUUGAGAGCUGAAGAAGACAGGGGUGAAUGCUCUCAGAAGUGCUAUUACAUUUUCAUCGUGGAGACUGUCUGUGUUGCUUGGUUUUCUUUGGAGUUCUGCCUCCGGUUUAUCCAGGCAAGAAGUAAAUGUCAGUUUUUCCGAGGACCCCUGAACAUUAUUGACAUCCUAGCGAUCUCACCUUACUACGUGUCGCUCAUAGUGUCCGAUGAGCCCGCGGUAGGGAAUGAGAAGCCAAGCGCCAGUUCGUACUUGGAGAAAGUAGGACUGGUGCUACGGAUUUUGCGGGCCUUGCGGAUCUUAUAUGUCAUGCGCCUCGCCAGGCACUCGUUAGGCCUGCAGACGCUGGGGCUCACCGUUCGCCGAUGUACCCGAGAAUUCGGUCUGCUCUUACUGUUCCUGUGCGUGGCUGUCACUCUCUUUUCCCCUCUGGUCUACGUGGCUGAGAAUGAAUCUGGAAGGGUCCUAGAAUUUACCAGCAUUCCUGCCUCCUAUUGGUGGGCGAUCAUCUCUAUGACGACCGUGGGGUAUGGGGAUAUGGUACCCAGGAGCGUCCCGGGACAGAUGGUAGCUCUGAGCAGUAUUUUGAGUGGGAUCCUCAUUAUGGCUUUCCCUGCAACGUCGAUAUUCCACACUUUCUCUCAUUCUUACCUGGAGCUCAAAAAGGAACAGGAAAGGCUCCAGUCACGGCUCAACAGGUUAAAUGCCAACCAUGCUAGUGAAAACGAGAUGCUCAGUGAAAUGGACAACCUGAUUUCAGAAGGACCUGCUUCAGCAGUCAAACAGAUUCCCACAGGAUAACGAUGACCUUCAGGUGAGACAUGCAGCAUUUCCCGGAAAGGACAGAAAACAAGGGUCGUUUGCCACGUGCACUCCAUCGCUACUGACCGAAACUGAUCGACUAGACUGUCCAGGCCAAAGAUCAUCCUUCAGUAGAACUCUUGGGUCUUAUAUCCCGGGCUCCGUGCACUAGUGCGUGAACCAUUAGGGGGGCACUCAAUAUGGUCGAUUCCUUUGAUUCUCAGCCCUCUAAUUCGCUAAGCUUAAAAUAACAAUGGGGUUUGACUUUAUCCGCCCCAGUCUUUUAGUCAGCACUCCCAUCAGCUUAUAAAUGGAGGAAGCUAUACUAUCAGCUAUACUAAAUCUCUAGUUUGCCUUUGAAUUGCCAAUAUUCUGCGUACUUAAAUUUGCAAGCCAAGCAUGGAAUUCCAGGAGGGCUGCUUGUCAUUGCUCUUUAUGUAAUGGACCUAAAGGAGGCCAUUACUGCAGAUAUGCAUUAUAGAUAUAUAUGCAUUAUAGUGAUAUAUCCAAAGGCACUAAGAGAGCUUAAAUAA